Molecule: messenger RNA, 5050 nt
Organism: Salmo salar (Atlantic salmon)
Lineage: Eukaryota; Metazoa; Chordata; Actinopteri; Salmoniformes; Salmonidae
Product: G protein-coupled receptor kinase 3
Biological process (GO): regulation of signal transduction; protein phosphorylation; G protein-coupled receptor signaling pathway
Molecular function (GO): ATP binding; G protein-coupled receptor kinase activity; G protein-coupled receptor binding
Source: RefSeq, a predicted model, not a curated record
UUUCACAGUAGCUAAACUAGCUUGUUUCUGAGAAUACAGAAUACACUGGGGGACACACACACAAAACCCCACCACACAGCUGCACACAGGAGACUCAGCCGACCAAACGGAGUCAAGUCUACGGUCUCUACUCGGACUCGCCAGGGAUAAACAAGAAGAAAUCUGUGCCUCUUUGAGGAACGUAAAACGAAACAGGAUAUCAAAACGUUCUCCCGCGUCGUCAGAUUCGGUCGAACGCACCGAUCUCGGCGGCUCGUCCGGGGAUUCCUUCUGGCUACUGUAGCAAGAGGAAAGCGUCUUGGGUAGCGCGCAAGCAAGGGAGGAAAAAAAGAAACGUACGGUCACAACACUUGACUCGAGGAAGACGCUGACAGGCAGCUGACAUUAGAAGACAAAAUAUGCUCUUAGGUUGUUCGUUUAUCUUCCGUUGUAUGUUGGUUAGCUAGCAAGUUUCUGUCGGUCGCCCGGUGAAAGACUCAACUUCCAGUGGAAGUCAAGUGGCGAGAGACCGUGGACGGUUGACAAGCUAACGUUAGCUAGCCAAUUUCCUCCUUCCAACGCCCCCUCCCCCCAUCAUAACAGCUAGCUAGCCACUGGUGUCUCCACGCCAGAGCCCACAACACUGGGUGAAAGAAAUGAUUAUGGUCAAAUUUGUGUGCGGUUUGAAAUGACGUGCAUUUGCCCGAAGAUCAGGAUUCGUUAGCUGAGAUCGCUAACUGCAUGAGUGGGUUUCGUGUCGGUGCGAUAAAGCGGUUGGUAGCUAGCGCUAGCUAUCUACGCUAGCUCAGUGAGUAUAUUAUCUAACGUUAGCUGGUUAGUUCAAAUUGAACUGGCUACAGUUACAGGAUUAGCUACUUGCUAGCUACUGUAAGUAACUCGCUACCAAGUAGCAACGUUUUGCACAGCAGUUGGUCGUAGCAAACAAUUGUCCCCUAGUUAAAUUUAGAAUCUAACGUUAACUGGCUGAUUUCGUGGCAUCAUUUGUAUAAAUAUUGCAUAUAGUUACUGUAGUGCCAAUAACAUAUUGUUGUUUUGUUGUUAGCUAGAUAGAUUUUUUGUCGGGUAUCUAGCUGAUUGUUUAAGCAUAUUUUUUGUUGUUGCAUGCUGGCCUGGAUAUUCAACUAGCAACCUGCGUCUGUAUGGCGACGUUGUACGAUGUAUGUCCUCUGAUCAAGAAUAACAUUGUAGACAGACAGGAAGCCAACAACUGGCGAUAUGAAAGCAACGCUGGCAAUUGUUUUGAUUGUUCAUUUUGGUGAAUACGUGUGAACCUACCUUAUUCGACAUCUGGACUAUUCAAUUCGUGGUCGGAUUAUUAUUUUUUUUUACACAGGCGAGCUGGCUUGCUCUUGUUAUUUUAGCUUUCUACCCUUGUCAUCGGCCCAUCUUUGUCGAUGCUUAAUGUUUUGUUUUAUAUUAAAGCAUAGGCGACAAGAAACAGUUGGGAAGCUUGGAACAUACGUCUUGCUGGAGUCACACGUACCGCAAUAUUUACAUUAUUUUUUUAGCUUGCCAAGAAGAUAAAACAAAUCAUCCAGGAUCAGUGGGGUUUGACAGUUAUUAGCUAACUAGCUGGCUCGCUAGUUAGCCAAAUCUAGCAGGUGGUCCAUCUAAAUAAGUGAAGCGCUCUGAAUGUGUGGAGGGGGGUGCAGAAACGAAAAUCUCAUCAAUCUUGUCUGCCAUUUAUUUUUAACUGCUUAUAUUCAGGGGGCCAUGAAACCACCACACACGUUUUGCACAUAACGGAACCUUAUUGAUGGAAGAAAAGAAGAACAAAAACACACCCAGAUGAGUGAACUCUCCAUAAACUAGUCAUCUAGUGAGCUAUCAAUUUGUUUUUCUGUCACAAUGGUUGUGUUUUGAGAGACCGUGUUUGCCAAACCUAGAGGAAGAAAACGAAACGCACCAUUCGAUGGUCGCCCCUUGUCAUCCGCAUAGCUGUCUUGGUCGCCCUGGUUGGAUCUAGCUAGAUUCCGUGGACAUUCGCUUUGUCUUUCCUAUAUAUAAAAACAAAAAAACGUUCCCACGACAGGUGUUGUGUCCACUCAAGGUUGAAGAUGGCGGACCUCGAAGCAGUUCUCGCCGAUGUCAGCUAUUUGAUGGCGAUGGAGAAGAGCAAAUCUACUCCAGCGGCCCGGGCGAGCAAGAAAAUCAUACUGCCUGAACCCAGUAUUCGCAGUGUGAUGCAGAAGUACCUAGAGGAGAGAGAUGAGCUAACGUUCGACAAAAUCUUCAACCAGAAGAUUGGUUUUCUGCUGUUCAAAGAUUUCUGUUUGACUGAAAUCGACGAGGCCGUGCCACAGCUCAAGUUCUACGAAGAGAUUAAGGACUACGAGAAGCUGGACUCUGAAGAGGAGAGGUUGUGCCGUAGCAGACAGAUCUAUGACGGAUACAUCAUGAAGGAACUCCUCUCCUGCUCACAUGCCUUCUCUAAGAAAGCAGUGGAUCACGUUCAGACUCACCUGGCCAAGAAGCAGGUGCCUCCCUCUCUCUUCCAGCCGUACAUCGUGGAGAUCUGUGACAGCCUGCGAGGGGUGAUCUUCCAGAAGUUCAUAGAGAGUGACAAGUUCACUCGUUUCUGCCAGUGGAAGAAUGUGGAGCUGAACAUCCAUUUGUCGAUGAAUGACUUCAGUGUCCAUCGUAUCAUUGGUCGGGGGGGUUUCGGGGAGGUGUACGGCUGCAGGAAGGCUGACACUGGCAAGAUGUAUGCCAUGAAGUGUUUGGAUAAGAAAAGGAUCAAGAUGAAGCAGGGGGAGACUCUGGCUCUGAACGAGAGAAUUAUGCUGUCACUUGUCAGCACAGGGGACUGUCCGUUCAUAGUGUGCAUGACGUACGCCUUCCACACACCAGACAAACUCUGCUUCAUUCUGGACCUGAUGAACGGAGGGGACCUGCACUACCACCUGUCUCAGCACGGUGUGUUCAGUGAGAAGGAGAUGCGUUUCUACGCAGCAGAGAUCAUCCUGGGACUAGAACACAUGCACAACCGCUUCGUCGUCUACAGAGACCUCAAGCCUGCUAACAUCCUAUUGGAUGAGCAUGGUCACGUGCGUAUCUCAGACCUGGGUCUGGCCUGCGACUUCUCCAAGAAGAAGCCUCACGCCAGUGUUGGUACCCAUGGGUACAUGGCCCCGGAGGUGCUUCAGAAGGGGACGGCGUACGACAGCAGCGCCGACUGGUUCUCACUGGGCUGCAUGCUCUUCAAACUCCUCCGAGGGCACAGUCCCUUCAGACAGCACAAGACCAAAGACAAACACGAGAUUGACCGCAUGACGCUCACUAUGAAUGUGGAGCUGCCAGACUCGUUCUCUGUGGAGCUGAAGGGUCUGUUGGAGGGUCUGCUGCAGAGAGACGUGGCCAAGAGACUGGGCUGCUUGGGACGAGGCGCCCCAGAGGUGAAGGAGCAUCUGUUCUUCAAAGGCAUCGACUGGCAGCAAGUGUAUCUUCAGAAGUAUUCUCCCCCUCUCAUCCCUCCAAGGGGAGAGGUAAAUGCAGCAGAUGCAUUUGACAUUGGCUCCUUUGAUGAAGAGGACACCAAGGGUAUCAAGUUGUUGGACAGUGACCAGGAGUUGUAUAAGAACUUCCCCCUGGUCAUCUCAGAGCGCUGGCAGCAGGAGGUGGCUGAGACGGUGUACGAGGCGGUCAACUCCGACACAGACAAGAACGAGGCCCGCAAGAGGACCAAGAACAAACCGCUGGGCAACGAGGAGGACUAUGCCCUGGGUAAGGACUGUAUAAUGCACGGCUACAUGUUAAAGCUGGGGAACCCGUUUCUGACACAGUGGCAGCGCCGGUACUUCUACCUGUUCCCCAACCGAGUGGAGUGGAGGGGAGAGGGGGAGUCACGGCAAAACCUGCUGACGAUGGAGCAGAUCGUGACGGUGGAGGAGACGCAGAUUAAAGAUAAGAAGUGCAUCCUGCUGCGCAUCAAAGGAGGGAAGCAGUUUGUCCUGCAGUGUGAGAGUGACCCAGAGUUUGUCCAGUGGAAGAAAGAGCUGACCGAGGCGUUCACUGAGGCCCAGAAGCUGCUGCGUCGAGCCCCUAAGGUCAUCGGGAAGGGUCGGGCUGGUGUGGUGGAGUUCUCUAAACCUCCGCUCACACACCGCAACAGCAACGGCUUGUAGGCCGCGCACACACACACACACACACACACACACCGCAUCCUAUAACCUCAUCCCCUAUGAACCCGCCCGCCCCAAGUCCUAGACACACACACACACACACACACACCGAAAGGCAAAAACGUACCAUCGGACCAUGCGUGUACCUAAAGAGCGCCCUCCCUCUCCGACCGCACCCUGGAGCGAGACCCUUCGGUAGGAUGCCACGCAUCCCUCUUCCUCUCGCCCCCAAUGGACCAGCAUUCCACACAGCCAACCUCACACGCGCGCGAGCACCAACUGAACCCGGCAGAGCAGCAAACGCCAGUCCCGAAUAGGAGAGGGAAGACUAGGGCACCUGUCCCCACCUCCUCCUCCUCUCCACCCAUCCCUCCCUCUGUCUCUCCCCCCCAGCCUCGUCUUGAGACUGGACACGAGCCACACGCACCUAUCGGCCGCUCUCCACGGGAUUGGCUGGCUGUAGUGGAGGGGCGGGGACCUAAAGCAGGAUGUGAGUAUCUGGACCAAUGGCACCGCUUGGAGAGAGGGAGGCCGGACCAAUAACUUUCCUCUCCUGUGAGCUCGUGAAGAGAGGAAAGGAGAGACUGAGUGGCGGGGAGAAAAGCGGAAAAGAUGGUGGGAGGAGGACAGGAAGCAGAGACCUGCCAGGACAUACCGAGAGAAUGGCAGUGAACUGCGUGUGUGGACGCUGUUGUACCUGUGUGUUGGGGGUGUGUGUGUGUGUCCAGAGAUGGGGCCAAAGAGGUUGCCAGCAGGUUUCAUUCCUUCCACAGAGAGCGACAAAGGAGAGAAAGAUGACUGCUUUGACUUUCUGAAGAGACUUUUUCCCUCUUCUCCUCCAUCCCUCCCUCCAUCCCUCCCUCCAUCUUCCCUCCAUCUUCCCUCCAUCUUCCCUCCAUCCCUCCCUCCAUCUUCCCUCCAUCCCUCCC